AGUCAUUGUUUUAUCUCUGUUGCCCUAAUUUAACAUGAAAGAUAAACAAGGUCAGACUCCGAUCGAAGAUCUCGAAGAGUUAAAAAAAUAUUUCUCUACGCACAAUAUCGUCAGGGAAUAUGUGGCACACACAUCCAAAGUCCAUUCUGUUGGUUGGUCCUGUGACGGGAGACGCUUAGCUUCGGGCUCGUUUGAUAAAACAGUAGUGAUUUUCAAUUUAGAACGGAAUAGAUUGGCGCAGGACUUUGUGUGCCGCGGUCACACGGGCUCCGUGGACCAGCUGUGUUGGCACGCCUCACACCCCGACCUAUUGAGCACUGCUAGUGGGGACAAGUCAGUACGAAUAUGGGACACAAGAUCCCACAAAUGUGCCUCAGCCAUAUCCACAAAAGGUGAAAAUAUAAACAUUGCAUGGUCACCCAAUGGAUCCACCAUAGCUGUCGGCAAUAAGGAAGAUCUCAUAUCAUUCAUAGACACUAGAAACUAUAAAGUAGUAACAGAGGAACAGUUUAACUUCGAAGUGAAUGAGAUCUCAUGGAAUAAUACUUCAGACCUGUUCUAUUUGACUAACGGCCUGGGAUGUGUUCACAUAUUGACGUACCCCGGUCUAGAAACAGCCGCUGUGCUCAAGGCCCACCCUGGGACAUGCAUAUGCGUGGAGCACGACCCGACCGGCCGGUACUUCGCCACGGGCUCCGCUGAUGCCCUCGUCUCGCUGUGGGAUGUUAACGAGCUGGCUUGUCUGAGGGUGUUCUCACGAUUGGAAUGGCCGGUGCGGACGUUAUCGUUCAGUUUCGACGGGCGGCUGCUGGCGUCCGCGAGCGAGGACCACGUCAUAGAUAUCGGUGACACACAGACAGGUGCCAAAGUAGCGGAGAUCCCCGUCCAAGCGGCAACGUUCACAGUCGCAUGGCAUCCGUCCCGUUACCUCGUCGCGUUCGCGUGCGAAGACAAGGAACCGCCGGAGAGGAAGCGGGACGCUGGGAACUUGAAGCUGUGGGGACUGUCCAGCUAGACAAGCUGUCUGGAUAAGCUAGCUGUCUAGAUAAGCUAGCUGUUGAGCUAAACUAGCUAUCCUGCUUAAGUACGCUAGCUGUCAUGCUAAGCUGGCUGUCUAACUAAGUAAGCUAGCUAUAGUUUGUCAAAAAAGAGAAGCCUCAUACGAGCACCGGUGAUCGCGACAAUAGAAUACAAUAUAAGCAUUUCCGAGAAUCCCCGAUCGAAGGAUUAAACCAUAUAAACAAUGUGCCAGAAUGAUAAUAUUUGAAGUGUACAAAGGAGGCUAAAAAACCACCAUUCGAAGUAUGUAAUCAGUAGAUUACGAUUAGAAAAUUUAUUUCAAUGUCUACUCUUUUUUGACAGACUGUAUCUAGCAUAAUAUAAUAUUACGCUAUAAUAUAUAGUAUGCUAGCUGUUCAGCCAAGCUGAGCUAGUUGACUAGCUUAACUAAGCUAUCUCUAUUAGUAAUAGUAUGUUUAAGUUUAAGCAUGAAUGUAUAAAGUGCAAGUGAGAAAUUUACUCAUAACCGUUCCAACUUAUUAUCUAAAUGUCCUCCAAAAAAACCAAAGGACUUGUCCAUGUUGGCCU
Messenger RNA from Aricia agestis (brown argus), 1587 nucleotides. RefSeq names its product THO complex subunit 3 (gene tex). Gene Ontology annotation, biological process: mRNA export from nucleus. Gene Ontology annotation, molecular function: protein binding. NCBI's taxonomy places the organism in Eukaryota, Metazoa, Arthropoda, Insecta, Lepidoptera, Lycaenidae. The record is from RefSeq and is a predicted model, not a curated record. The coding region runs from base 35 to 1015 and encodes 326 amino acids. Gene Ontology annotation, cellular component: THO complex part of transcription export complex. The transcript is spliced from 10 exons.